UAGUAAUGGUCUCACGGGUUUUUUCUAGGUUCAGUUGAGCCUCUCCUCCCAUGCCCCCGAAGCCUGGCUUCCCCUAAGCAGCCUGUCCACUUGCCAUGGCCAGAGAUUGCCUGUGGCUGCUGUUAGCCUUGGUCCUGCCCACUGUGAGCCAAGGGAUACCAUGUCUGGAGGCCAGCAGUCCCUUUUUGCCUCCGGAGAAGGGAAAGACACAGCCCCCACUGCCCAAGGUCAGCGCUUGCAUGGUGCGUUGUGCUACGCAGGUUCUGCCCAGCUUGGGAGCUGGACUUGUCUCUGUGCUCUUUAACGAGGCCCAGGAAGCAGAGGAGCAGAAAUACUGCUGGCUGCAGAGACGUCGGGACUGUAAGACCAGAGAGCGCCUCACCAGGGUCUUUGUGCUGCUGGAUCUGAAGGGGCCCUCAGCCCCUCCCUAUGAGCUCCUGCCCACCACACCAGCCCUGUCCCCACCAAGCAGACGCCUGAGGCCUCGGAAGAAUGACCCAACCCUGCUCAGCCUGUCAAGCUGUGGGCUCCUCUAUGAUGUCACCAGGCCCUUCCGCAGCGCCCGGAGAGACGGCCAGUCCAAGGAGGCCGAGUUCUGCGUUAAAGCCGUGUGUCCUGCUAGCCAGCCUUCCUGCCAGCCCCUUCAGGGGGCCCUGAGCUGCCCCCCUUUCCUAGCCACGCUCUGGGGCAGCCGUCCUAGCACUAGGGAUUCCUUCUCCAUUCAGGCCAACCCGUCGCUCCCUGGGCAGGUCUGAACGGAUCACUGGACGUGGACUCUGCCACACAACCACAGAGACUCGGGGCGGCCAGGUCUGGGCUGAAGCUUUGCCUUCAUCCAUCCCACCUCUGGGUUUGGGGGUUAGUGAGGCAGCA
Dromiciops gliroides (monito del monte) is the source of this 873-nucleotide messenger RNA. RefSeq lists its product as uncharacterized. NCBI's taxonomy places the organism in Eukaryota, Metazoa, Chordata, Mammalia, Microbiotheria, Microbiotheriidae. The record is from RefSeq and is a predicted model, not a curated record. Bases 96 to 755 code for a protein of 219 amino acids. The transcript is spliced from 2 exons.